This is a messenger RNA of Cotesia glomerata, 451 nucleotides long. RefSeq names its product DNA repair and recombination protein RAD52-like. Lineage: Eukaryota; Metazoa; Arthropoda; Insecta; Hymenoptera; Braconidae. The record is from RefSeq and is a predicted model, not a curated record. The coding region runs from base 29 to 451 and encodes 140 amino acids. The transcript has 4 exons.
GCGAGUGAUAAUAUCAUUAAUAAUUACCAUGUCCAAGCUAUUAAAUCUGGAAAAUUUGUGCAGUUAUGCUGAUAAUGCGUUCGGUGAAAAUAAUUGGUCAUAUACAAUUACCAAUCAAGUAAUCGAUUACGUUGACGAAACAGAGACUACUAUUGCAAUAUCCUGUACAACCAGUACAAAAUUUUAUGUUACUAAUAACUUAUGUCGAGAGUCAAUCGGAACGUCGACUAUAGUUUCAGAUGACAAAUUAAAUGCAUUUCGACAAGUGAGGCAGACAUCAUUUCGUGAAUCGCUUCAAAAUACAUUGAUGUUUUUUAAAAAAAUUAGAUCUGAAAUAGAAAAAAGAGAGCAGAGAUUACAAAAGCAAAAAGAGAUGCAGGAACUUUGGAGAGCGAAAAACUUGGAGAUAAGCCGAAAAGAUCUGGAGGACAUGGAAUCCGAUAUUAUUUAA